This is a messenger RNA of Symsagittifera roscoffensis, 2080 nucleotides long. RefSeq names its product ubiquitin carboxyl-terminal hydrolase nonstop-like. The coding region runs from base 82 to 2043 and encodes 653 amino acids. Gene Ontology annotation, biological process: protein deubiquitination. NCBI's taxonomy places the organism in Eukaryota, Metazoa, Xenacoelomorpha, Acoela, Convolutidae. The transcript is spliced from 4 exons. The record is from RefSeq and is a predicted model, not a curated record. Gene Ontology annotation, molecular function: zinc ion binding; cysteine-type deubiquitinase activity.
GUAAUCUCCCCUUUCGUCUCAAUGUGGCUUAGUUUCAGUGUUCAAAAUGAUAAGCAAAUUUGGUGCAUGUGAUUAGUUGAAAUGUGCGACCACUUCUCUAUUUACAAAGAAGAAUUUGGUUUGAAAUCGGUCGAAAUAAUAUUAGCAACUUUUUUGUAUCCGACAAAAUCAAAAGAAUGCAAAAGAAAAGCAACAGAAACGAAAUGCUUUGCCGGAGAUUGCCGGGAAAUCACAUCAGCUGCCGUUCUUCUGUCCUGCUUACAAUGUGUCUAUUUUGGAUGUCUAUCAAGACAUCACAUGAAAAACCAUCUGAAGGCAAAAAAGCACUGUUUUGCAAUCGAUUUACAAUUUUGCAAUGUUUUCUGUUUAUAUUGUGAUGACUUUAUUUAUGAUCGAAAUGUAGAGAAUGUUAAUUUUCGAUUGUACCUGGAUUAUUGCCAAACGAUGUCUUUGGACAAUACAUUAAGCCCCAUCACAGAAUGGAGUCCGGCAUCUGUAACUGAGGUUGAACUGCUCACCAAUAAUUGUACUCAACAUAAUAGCAUGUCGGAUAAUUCUUACUUUGGAUUACGAGGAUUGAUCAAUAUGGGAAAUACGUGCUUCAUGAAUUGCAUUCUUCAGGCUCUAACGCAUACCCCGAUGCUUCGUGAUUUCUUCUUGUCGGACAUGCACGAUUGUACUUUACUACCUUGUUUUCUCGACCGACAUUCGAUGAGGUCAGAUUCGAGUCAGUUAAUGCUAAGUUCAGCACAGCGUCCAAAUGGUGUCCGAUCCACUAGCUCUGGAUCAAUGAUGCCCCAGAACUGUCUGAUGUGCGAGUUGAGUCACAUUUUCCAAGAGGUUUAUUCAGGAGCGAAGGAGCCCUUCGUUCCAUACAGAUUACUUCAUCUCAUCUGGACGAAUUCCAGUCAUUUGGCAGGCUAUGAGCAACAAGAUGCACAUGAGUUUCUCAUCUCAGCGUUAGACAUUCUCCACGGUCACUGCAAAGAGGACAGCGACUAUGGGUUCCUGCACAGUUCCUCUUGGCCAGCCAACUGCAAUUGUAUCAUCGACCAAGUGUUCACAGGGGGGCUGCAGAGUGACGUCACUUGCACCGAGUGCCACGGGGUGUCCACCACAGUAGACCCUUUCUGGGACAUUUCGCUGCACAUCGGCAACAACUCUUCAUCAGCAUCAGAAGCGGGAGGAGCUUCUGCUGUAAUGUUUGGAACAGGCUCGGAAUUUUCUGCAGGUGGAGAUGUUGUGGAUAGCAAUGCAGCAGCUGCAGCGUUGUUGAUUAACCCUUCGGCUGAGUCGGCGCCAACUGUUUUUGAACUGUCAUCAAUCCGCCAACAAAUCCAAGGAAAGUCAAUCAACUCGCGAGCUGUUCCGUCGCCGAAGUCACUGGAAGAGUGUCUGAACAUCUAUACGCGGAGUGAAAACUUGGGAAGUGGUGCUAAAAUCAGGUGCAACUCGUGCAAUAUCAAUCAGGAAUCCACGAAGCAACUUUCAUUCAAGAAACUGCCCUUGGUGCUAUGCUUUCACUUGAAGCGCUUCGAACAGACGUCCAAAGUGAGGAAAAAGAUCUCGGAUUUCAUUUCCUUUCCUUACGAGUUGGACCUUCUUCCGUUCAUGUCGUGCUACAACUCAAGCAACAGCCAAAGUGCAGCGACAGCAGAGGCUGCAUUCAAGCACGCCUCAUCAUCAGCUGCAUCUCAAAAUGCCAAAUCUGCCGACUCGAUCUUUAGACAAUCAAUGGACUUCGCUCCUGGCGAUUCAGGGAGUCCGGCGUUUCUCGGGAAAGAUGCGGGGAAGUAUGUUUUAUACGCCGUUGUCAAUCAUCACGGCACUAUUGAUAGUGGCCACUACACUUCAUUUGUGCGACUUAAAGGUGCUCAGUCUAAUUCAUCCACCGCGGCUAAAAGUGCGGAUCUGAAUGGAACUCAAACUGAAAAAUGGAUUCACUGUGAUGACGCCGUUUUAACACUUUCGUCUAGAGAAACUUGUUUGCGUUCAGAAGCUUAUUUGUUGUUUUACCAUAAAAAGCAUUUAGUGUUCGAAUGAUAAAAUCGUUAAUAUAAAAAUACUAGUUCAAUGUUAA